UCGUCUUUGGAGCUGUUUUUCUGUCAUAUCUUUUUAUCUAGCUAACACAUCUUGUUUCUGCUACUCAUUUUCACCAUUUUACAAGUCUCAAACCAUUUUACAAGUCUCAAACCAUUUUACAAGUCUCAUCAGGUCUCGCUGCUUGGCUAUCUACUGUACCUCAGUACAGGUCUCCAGCAGUGGCUGUUGUUCAGCUCUCACUCAGCUAUCAGCCUUGUCGUUGUACCGUAGUCUCACUCAAAUAUCAGCCUGGUCUCAUAUGUACAGAUGCAGCUACAGUUGCAGCUUCUUGCUCUGUUACUUGCAUCAAAUCUUAUCUGGAUAUCAGCUGCAAGAAUGUACUUAAGUGUGUCUAUCUCCUCUGAAGUGACUUCAGUUCCUUGGAGUAUAAUCAAGGAAGACAAUGAAACCCUGACAUUUUCAUCUCUUUUUUCAAAAAUUCAAACAGGUUCUUUUUCAACCAUUCCAAGUUCAAAGGAUUUAGAAGAUGCCCAUUUAGAAACUGUUUAUGUUGGGCAAUCGAAGGAGAGUUUUAGCACUGUAGAAGCUUCUCACACUGUCAGCAGUGUGUGUAGUAUAUUUGGUUCAUUUGUCAAGUUUGUUGUGACUGUUGACUUAUUGGAGUGUAGCCUGCAAUCAAAGCGAUUGAGAUCACAAGUGAACCAAGCAAUACCGAGUUUGUGAUGAAAGACAAGAGAAGGAAAGACUGAUAUGAACUUUGAAUAUAUUGUGCUGCUUUAUGUGAUAGUAAUGAUCCCACAGUGUGAAGAUUGCGAGUUUCCUAGUAAAAAUUGAAUUUUUAAAAA
Molecule: messenger RNA, 806 nt
Organism: Amphimedon queenslandica
Lineage: Eukaryota; Metazoa; Porifera; Demospongiae; Haplosclerida; Niphatidae
Exons: 3
Coding region: 268-684 (138 amino acids)
Source: RefSeq, a predicted model, not a curated record